AUGGCCUCGCCAGACCAUAUUCAGAUUGGCAACCUCACAGGAGUGUUCAAAGUGGUGAGCAAAGUCUUCGACCCUUUUUUCCCCAAUAUGUCUCCACCGCCUUCGACGGUGAAUCAAGAGAAACACAGAGAAUCUGGACCGUGGCUGACUAUAGGUCUGGGUAUUUUUGUCGAUGAACAGAACAAGGAUCUAUCGGAUGACAUUGCACCUCUGUUGGAGCUUCAAAACAUCAAUUGGUUGAUCCGGAAGAUGAUGGCAACUGGAGCCCCGACGCUUGACAUCAAGGAGUAUGUCGACAGCGACGGGGGCGGAAAAGCAAAGCUCGAAAUCACCCUGUCGGGCCCGGCCGGCAUCAAAGGCUUGGACCACAAGGUUUUGGACUGGGAGCCGGUCAAGAAGAGCAAUGGUCCAUUCGGAUUGGUUGAGAAUCGUGGUCGGUAUUAUUCCGGCAAGGUCGAGCCGGUGAGCUCACCCCUGGCCGACGAGGUCGUGGAGUUCCUGAAUGCCGAGACCCUUGCAGACGGAAGCCCCAGCGCCUGGGCAGGAACAAGUGCCGAUCAGCACUUGCACACUGCCAUGAUCAGCGAAGGAGGCGGCUGGAUCUCAGAGCAGACGUGGGGGUUCGAAAUCAUCGAUGGCCAGCGCUACCAUACCAGGCGUGGUAUCGUGUCUAAGCAAGGGGGGGAGACUAGGCGAGGACGUCUGGUGUACGACUACGUCGGUUGA
Messenger RNA from Exophiala spinifera, 726 nucleotides. RefSeq lists its product as uncharacterized. Lineage: Eukaryota; Fungi; Ascomycota; Eurotiomycetes; Chaetothyriales; Herpotrichiellaceae. The record is from RefSeq and is a predicted model, not a curated record. Bases 1 to 726 code for a protein of 241 amino acids. The transcript is spliced from 3 exons.